AUGGCGACACCGGGAGCAAUUCGAGCACCUCGAGUCAUCAUGGUGCAACGUACCGGUCAGCCAGUCGGAUCUACGACCCCUGGUGCACCUACAACGCAGGGCAUACGGGUAAUUUGAGCAUUAAUAUUUCGCAACCCUCUCGUCAAUACAGAAUGCUUGCUUUUACGCAUGAAGCUUUACCUCAUGAUCAUGGCCGGUGUCAUAUCCCGUGACCUAUAAUCUAACAAAGCUGUGCACACACAGUUAUUCCAUUGUUUGGUGCCAAAAGACAUGAAAGUAAACGGCUUUGUCGUGAGUCACAGAUUUGUCUUUUUGGGGCGGCGCCUUAAUUUUCCCAUACAUUUCAAGGACUUCCUAUCCACCGGAGACUGCAGUAGUUUCUGCUCUGUUAUCAUUUUCUAGUCGCUCUCCAUCGCCCUUCUCUGAUACUCCUUUCCCUGACAGGAAUGACUGGUAUUUUUGUGGUCUUCCUCCGAUUUUAGUAUACGCGAGUGGCCUGAACAAGUCCCAGCCACAAGCUAGCAUGCUGGUGUACAUAAAUUACCUUGUGAAUAUGUUCCAUGCCCAUGAUUUUCCAAAGCUCACCUAGGUUAUUUUUCCCUGUUGAUCAGAUUAUCCAUACCUGGUUGUCGAUGAUAUUUGGGUAUCCUCCCUGUCUAAAGCAUGCUUAUAUUACGUUAUUCUUGUGCACUGUCUCACAGCAAAUGCUUCAUAGGCACGCCAACACAAAUAAUCUCUGCUAACAAUUAUUUAAUUUAAAGCGGCUUCUGCAAAGUACUGUCCGCGUACCAUUUAAGCGUGUGUACGGACUAUCAGUCUUCACUUUUUUUGUUUCUACAGGCCGUGAAAAUAAUUACCGUCCCUGGACAAGGGGUUGGCGGAAAGGCCCUCAAAGCAGCAGGUAAUCUUUUCACUUUUUAUGAUUAGACCUUUUUUUGGUAACCCCGAAAUUACAUGGUGGGCACGACGAUGUUUGUCAGAAAUUUCAGUGAGGUAAAGUCAUGUAAUAAUUGAGCGAUCGAAGUGGUGCCCUUGCUAGCCUCUGCGCCCUAAUCUGUCCAGACCAGUGGGGGUCCUGUCACUCACUGACAGUCGGCAUUCUCAUGUCUUAGUAUUGCACUUUCAACGUGAAGUCUCUGCGUCCAUUUACUCCAGUUUAAUGAUCCAAGGUGGCACUUCAGCGGUCCACGCUAGAAAUGCGCUUGAAAACCCGCAAACUGACCCGAUAAUUUGGUCCUCGCGGUCGGCACUGUGUGUGCAUUUGAGGUGACUGGCUCUCGAAGCCUGGGAGUCAGGCCUAAUGGCCUCCUCCUAACGUGACUUGUAUGGGAGACGAGUAGCCCACUUUAUUGCGGCACGUCUGCGGCACUCGUAGACGGAUUAUUUAGCUUUGCCAGCUACUGCACGCGAACCCGUCCUCGGCCGUCCUGACCCUGUAUUACCACCGGGCCCAGGUGGAUGAGGGUUGAGUGUGGCAGACGCUGCGCAAGUCUGCUGUCAUUAUGAACUUGUUCACGCGCAAGUCACUGUCCUGCACCCACCGGUGGUGGACAUUGUCGCAUGUGAAAGUCGGACUGUCGUCAGGGCCUAGUUCACGAUGCGCCACAUAUAUAAGAACGCUAACACUCCCACCCAUAAAUCACGGCACUGUGCUGGGAUCCGUCAGACAGCCAGGUAAUGUGUCCUCAGCAUACGCAAAAAUUCGACAUCGACUUUGAGAAUCCAGUUCAGGCGCCGGGAAAGCUCAUUCUAGGGCCUUGGGGACCAACACAGUUUUGGAGAGGGCACGACAACGAUGACUUGCGCGUGAAAUUGUUUACUGCGAAGUGGACCUACGUAACAUCCACUUUUCUUCCUACAUCCACUUUGUUCCAAUGGCACAACAGCCAGAACAACUGCGGACGCACGCAAGCCCUCUUGCUGACGUCGCCGGAGCCGUGUCUGAGCCUAAUUAUAUAAACCAGUUUUAAAUGAGGGGGCUCCCUAUCUCAUGUGACGGCGCCAUAAAGGCCACAGUAGGAAGAAGCCAUCGCAGACUGAUCUGCAGUCCUAAGCAAGACUGUGUUAUUCCCGCGGUUGGCAUCCUUCCGAGCCGCGACUGUUAGCGCGUUUGGUUGUUUGUGGUAGAGAAAAUAGACGCUUGAUCUGAGCUAGACCGACCACAAUAUCUUAAUAGCAGUGGCAAGUCGGGAUGAGGCCAAAUAGUGGUGCCAUUGGGAGCGGUGGCGUACGUGGUGUGCAGCCUUCGUCCAAAAUGUGCCACGCGCAUGCAUCCAGACGUGGGAUUCGUUGCUCGUGUUAGCGGACGUUGUUAGACUUAAUCGCGUGAUCGUUAUGUGCUUGGUGCGCGACAUUUUAAUGCUUGUCGUCAUAUUUGCACGUAUGUCUGAAUAGGCCAAUCGGAUGCCAUGAGGACCUGACGGCUGUUAGUAGGGACCCCUUGCUAAUAAAACUGGGGGCUUUCGAUGUGUUUUGAAUCACUUUGAGUCUAUUACGGGGCAGUCUAGCGCCUGCUAACAUGACCUUUUUGAUACUUCCCCCCAUCGCAGUUAUACCCAUGCACAUGCUUCAACGAGGGGUCAAAGUGCUGACCAGUACUGGACAUCAGACCAUUGGUCCCGGUGGUGCUGUAAUAUCAACGGGUGGAGUGCAGCAGACGGCAGGAAUGCCACGCUUUUUGGCCCUGCGACCUGCAGGACAGAUUGGUGCUGCUCCCGGUGGAAACAUUACCGUCUUGGGAAGCUCUGGUGCGCCCAUAAGACCAGUAAGACAAACUGAUUUGCAGCCAUCUAAUAGCUACAGCAUUCCUUAACUAACGGAAUCCUAAGGAUGCUCUUUUUUUCUUCCCCUAUAGGGCACUUUGAUUCUCUCAGGCCCUCCUGGAGCAGGUAUGGCAACCCGGGUCGGUCCCAGCUUCGCUCUGCCUCCGACAGCUGUGUCCGGAGCGGCUGCUGCAGGUGAAGACAUUGAGAAUGCAAUGCUCUCCGGCGGUCCUGAAGCCGGAUUUCUUGCUGGCCAGGCUCCCGCCCCACAAGGCGGCUUUUUUGAGCUCUCCGCUAAUCAUCCACAUGCUCAGUUUGCACAUCCUGGCAGUCCCAGUGGCCGUGACUCGGACACUGAACAAGACCAGUAAGUUGAUGGCCACCUCCCCCACCUUUGCCAGUUAGGCACUACUUAAAUGAAGACUCAUACCACUUUCUAGCUUCCAUCUGGCUGAUAUAUUGUCAAAAUCUUUAUCUUUGCUGUUACGACAGCUGAUGCGUAGGCGGACAGGCUACUGUCCGUUUGAUUUUAACGUACACCUAACCUGAAGCAUUUGUUUUAUUGGCUGUUGGCACACCUGACGACUACUCAGUUACCGAAAAUUAUUUUUUAAACAUGCUCUUAUAGUGUCUUGAGUAAUUUUUUUCUGUGAUGAUGCCCAUUUGCACAUUGAGGCGAACGUACGUUUUCGAAUAUUCUUCGCCAGGCCAGUGCAUUAGUACAGGUCUAGUUAGAGCAGCGAUUUUUAAAAAGUGAAACAACUUACGAACAAUAGUCAUAACUUGGGGCAAAUGUGUUCAGACUUGUGGGGCAGCGGGAUAAUUAUAGUCAGUGGUACGGGAGGGGGAUAGGGGGAGUGGAAGAGGUAGGGUAGUCUGACUGAGUUGUGCUUAUGUUUCGUCGCUGUGGCGCCACGUGCCAUGGUUCGGGUCUGAACUGCCUCCGCUGUUGCAAGUAUCCGUUGACGUAGGGACUUGAAGCGCCGAACACCAAGGCGCCUAUCCAAGCGGAUGCGAGAGCACCAUCUUGCCUGGCUAUAUCAAGGCGAGGAAAGUCCAUUUUUAGCGCCAUUGUGGCUCACUUGGUUGACGCCGGUCACCAGAUAGAUAUCAACCAAGCAUUCCAUGUCAUAAAUAAAGUGCCGACAAGACGCUCCAAGUCCCUGCGUCCACGGAUACUUGCUAGGGCGGAGGCAGUGGCCAUACGACUAACGAAUACAGCCUUGCGCUUGCAUAAGACCUUCAUUAGAGCCCCCCAAUUAUCCUGGUCAAAGCUGAAUCAUGAGAGUUUCGAGCCGCACCAUGGCACGUCGUACCGCAGCGACGAAUCAUAAGCACAACUCAGUCAGACUACCCUACCUCUUCCACUCCCCCUAUCCCCCUCCCGUACCACUGACUAUAAUUAUCCCUCUGCCCCACAAGUCUGAACACAUUUGCCCCAAGUUAUGACCAUUGUUCAUAAGUUGUUUUACCUUUAAAUUUCGCUGCUCUAGCUACUUGUAUUAAUGUACUGGCAUGACGAAAAAUAAUCGAAAACGUACGUUCGCUGUCUUGAACUUCCUCAAUUUUAUUCGUGCUUUAAAGCUCAAGUUAAUCCUCCAAUCGGUCGUCAAAGGUGCUAGUUAAUAAGGAUUUAGAAUAGUCAGAAUUCCCUGAUAAACGUGCAGAUAGUAUGAAUGAAUCAAUGUAUGUUCUCAGGUGCGAUUUCGUAAUUCGAGGGAAGCAUUUCAGCACUCGAGUUUGUGAGUCUGGUUGUGCAUACAAGUAGCAACUGUUUCUUGUAAUUGAAGCAGAUCUGUGGGUAUCACAUUCUCGACUGAGCAUGUUUUAGAGACGUAGCACAGUACCUAACCAACGGAUUUCUCCCUCCAACCCCCAGUGUCGCGACGGGCCUCAAAACAAACGGCCUUCGACGCUAUGCACGAUGCGUUUGCAACAAAGUCAAAGAAAAGGGAAUUACCUCCUACAGCGAAGUGGCGGACGAACUUGUGCAUGAGUACGCGGCGGAACAUCCGAUGAUCCCAUCAGAACAGGUAGGCUGAAGCCACAAUGUUUUUUUUGCCGAGUUUCGACAUCAAGGAAUCUUGACGAUAGUGCAAUUUAUGAAAAUAACGGUUUUCUAUGAAGAAGAAAUCUCUCAUAAACCAGGCGUAUUUCGGAAUUUCGAUGUGCAUUUUGACGCGUGUAGGUCGAAUACACUGGAUCGAAAAAGGACGGGGAAACUAGAGUGGCAAUUUGGCCUCGAUCAAUAAUAUCGGACCGGGGGAGUCCCAGGGAUUCCAGUUAGCUAGUUGCCCUCUCGGCCUCUGUGGUCUCACCCUGUCGUCUGUGGUAGCUCGUAUUCACAGCUUGGGACACCUGGGUCCUAUUAACUUUAAAUAGUGAGCUCAACAUCAAUGUGUUUCACACAACUUAUCCGUUCAGAAGACCAUUUACGAACAUACCUUUGCUGUCUAUGAAUUCUCGUCAUAGGUUUAGUUUCUGGGUCAAUUAUUACAUGCCGUCUUCUAGAGACAUCGAGUCGCUUCCCUCGUUUCAAACAGACAUAAAGCAGGAAUAGUGGGCUGGGGGGGAUAGUUGCGGAGCGUCAGUAUCACCUGGUCUCUGCACGACAACUUUGGUGAGCUCUUGACUCUAAGCCCUAAGACGGUCCCGUUCGUCAUUCAGGACGAAUCGGCGUUUGCUAUGCCCUUCAAAACCAGCUCCAUUUGUUGGGUGAUAAGAAUCCUUUGCCGUCGCCAGAACGCUAUUGCCUCAUUCAUAGAAUGAAUUUACCCACUGUAUAAUACGAGGAUGCCAUUCUGUUACCUUUUUGUGCACCAACGAUUUUCCCCUGAUAGAAACUCCAGAAGGUAGGAUCUUCAUGAACUGCGGUGCAGUGGACCAUGAUUAAAGCCAGGUCUUUAGUCUUGAAAAUCUUUAGGGUCCCAACCGAAGAGAGCCGUAGCUCCUGACAUUGAGGGAUGUAUUUGCCAUACCAUAGUUAAUUUGAUGAAACAGAUCUUCCGGUCCAGCUAACACCAGAUCAUACAACACUUCACGCUGCCCUUUUCGCAGUUGCGCCAGGCCGAUGAUAGUACGAUUUUGAAUCGCAAGGAGGUCCUGUGUCAAGGACGUGCUCCGAAAUAAAGCGGCGUACGCGGUUGUGGGGGGCCACCUGCCGCACAAAACAUCCACAAUGACGGUGGUGGUUCGUGCUUCUCCACCUCUUCUGGUACGGACAUUUAUUGACAGGUAGACGGGGCGGGGUGUAGGUGGACGUGGCAGGGUCUGCUGUUUGACACUGAAGUGUUGUUGUCGGGGACCAAAACGUACCCACCAAGCUAUAUUUGCCUCUCACCUGAAGGUGAAUAUUCCUGUCACAACUUAGCCCGCCGUUUAAUGGACUGAACCUUUUUCAUCCUUGCUUGCUCUAGGCCACAAUGCUUAAUGCUGGUUUCAUUUAUGCUCUUAACCCCCCUUCCAGCUGCACUACAUUCAAAAGAACAUACGGCGGCGCGUUUAUGAUGCUCUGAAUGUUCUCAUGGCGCUGAAUGUCCUGCAAAAGGAAAAGAAGGAGAUUCGUUGGGUAGGCCUCCCCAUAAACAUGAUUGAGGAGUGCCGUCGGCUUGAAGAGGAACGGGAGAAACGGCAGAUUUCUCUGCGAAAUAAGGUACUUUGACUGUCCUCUUUUUCAUUAUUGUGAUGUACCUUUUAUUUUACGCAGUUAUCUUUCUUAGGGGAGGCAGGAGUGAAAUCGCACUAGCACCCCCGAAAACAAAAUACUUCACCGUUAUAACUUUAUUUCGGGGAAACGACAGUCCGAGCGGAAUUCGAGCCCACGACAGCAAUGGAAAGGAUGGAGUACAGCCAGAGGUCUAACCUCGUUGCUCGGGUGGUUAGAACGUUGGCUGUACUGAGGACUCGCUCUUGCUGUCUCGGUUCUGAAUUCGACCGAGGCCCCCCAGGUUUUAUUCGCAUCCGCCAAAACAUAUAUUACCUUGAUUUUUUUCAACACGUUCACGGCCUCGAAACGCAUAAAAAGCGGUUGUCCGCUUGCAGUAGACAGAUGUUGAUUUCAGACAGACUGAGUGGUCCGCCAGUUCAAAACGGCCAAUUUCUUGGCUACGAGUAAGCCGUGUUAACUGAACACUCAUCAUAAAGAAGGGACUUGUACUUUUCGAAGGACUGGUUAAUCAAGUUGCGCAAAACAGACUAACUGUUGUAUUUGCUUUUUUCAGAUUUGAACGAUUAUUCAGAAGGCUCCUAAGCAGUCGAGCAUGCUUAUGCCGCCAGUUGGUAGGGCAGUGCUCGACCACCUGAACAUGAUUACAUCCGUUUCUUAUAAGACAGUCGCGUAAUAAAGCCUAUCAAUAGUGGGAUGCGGCAACUGACCGCAUGCACUUUCUAACACCUUGUGGGGAAUAUGCAAAAUCCGAUUUUUUCCACAUCUCUGCUAGCUUGACCUUAGGGGGAAUUUGGAUUGCUUACGAUUGCUUGACCCCAGUCUAUCAUCACCAGCUGCAGGUUAGUUGUCAGGAUAUUAGUCCCUGAAAGCCGUCUGACCUGUCUCCACUAAUGUAUAAAACUAGUUUUUCUGACAGCGACAGGUGAUCUUCCCAGAAAACAAUUUAGAACCUCUCCGCAAAUGAUGUCUCAAAAUAGGCCACCGUUUGAUUUUUUGAUUUUCGCCAGCCUUCACAGAAAAGGGAUACUCCGUUCUUUUUGACCACAAGCCUACAUCAGAUGACUGACCGGCUUAGGCAAUGGACUGGUGGCUCCUCACAGGACGGAGAGUCAGUCCGUCUUGGCACCUAUGACACUCCUACACUGUUAGGACCUAAGCCGUUCCUUGUUUGUUUGCCAAAACCUGGUCUGUCAUUCGCUGAGCGGGCGAGUGUGUGUGUGUGUGUGUGUGUGUGUGUGUGUGUGUGACACGCGCUGACGGGAGGGUCAGCUUUGUCAGCCAGAGCACCCAAUUAUUCCCCCCCCCCCUCCGGUCGUGUUGAUUUUAUCUUUCCACAUGGCGGCUCAGGUGGGUGGGGGUGUGACAGGUGCUGUGUGAGCUUACCAUCACUAUUAACCCGCGAACUUCGGACUGAAAAUUUCCGUAUAAGUCAAGUUUAACGCACAAAAAAAUCUGUUGAAAUCAUGUUAGUAGUAUAUUUAUAGUCAUUUAAGUAACCCGCUAGAUCUGGCUUCGGCAGUUCGGGUUGCCUUCAAUUUCCCACAGUUCGCCGUGCAAAUGAAACCUACAGCCUCCUAUGUGGCCGUCUGUCCUUUUGCUGUUUUAUGAAUGUCCAAAAUCUAGAUUGCUAUUUUUGACUUCCUUUCGUUAGACUGCAGAAAUCCAAGAGCUCAUCCUUCAACUGAUCGCUUUCAAAAACCUCGUUGUUCGGAACCGUAUCAAUGAGCGCUACAAGCGACAGCGACAGGCACAACGCGAAGCUGCCGCCCUCAGCACUGCCUCCGGUGCCGCCGACACUGAACACCAUACCGAUGUGGGUGGUGCCACGGGCAAGCCAAGCACUACAAUGGAGAUGACGGUGGCCGCUCUCACUCCUCAGAAACUCGACAACAUCCCACUGCCCUUCAUGAUUGUAUCAACCAAUCGGAAGGCGGUGAUCGACUGCAAUAUAUCCAGCGACAAGUAAACACCUCAAAACUAAUGUUCCCCUCCCCACACCAUCUCCCCGUAGUGUUGUCUCCAUUCAGACUUGAUCGCGCUUAUCCUAAUGCACGUUUCAUUCCACCUCCUGCAGACUUGAAUACCUGUUCAAUUUCGACCAAGCCUUCGAGAUUCGCGAUGAAGUCGACACACUGAAAAGAAUGGGCCUUACUCUUCGCCUAGGAAGCGCCCAGUGCACACAGGAGGAGUACAAUCAGUGCCUUGAACUCAUUCCCCCUUCUCUGCGCUUCUACGUCGAGGGUAAGUUGGUAAAUCCUCCCCUGGUACUUCUGCAACACUUCAGAAACUAAGCGCUGGUAGAGGGGGCUCACCGAUCGUUUUUUUACGAAGCUCACUCGUCCUGUCGUGCCUUAGGGCUCUAUCGCGCCCAUCCAACAGCGGCGCAGGAUAUAGAGAGAAUAGCAUUACCGCCAAAAACACGGGAGACUGGAAUGACCGUUUCUGCCUUAUUGACCGUCCUCAGCUAGUCAUACCCAACUCCGAAGUGUGGAACAACCGAAACUCGAACUCGCGACCUGUUAGCUAGAAGACUAAUGGCUCUAACCACUGGGCCACUUACCCGUUGUCCUGUCGGUUUCGAUCGGGAAUAGACAAUGGUAGGGGUGGGGGGGGGGGGCGCUCACCGAUCGUUCUUAUGGAACUCACUCUUUCCGACCUGUUAGCCAACCCCGAUUGGGCAUAUUUCACACUAUUUGAUUUCUCGAUUCUAACUAAUUGUGCAAGGCUCUCCUUGGGUGUGUUUCCGAUCAGGAAUAGCCGCAAAACAUCCUCAUGCGUCCUCUACGCUGACGUAUUAUUUUAACCCCUCUCCCCCCUCAAAAAUACUCGUAGCGUCAUAACGUGGUCCUGUAACUCCUCUGCAUCCUCGUCACAAAAUGCCCCUUUUCCGCUUUCCAGCUAUAUAUGAACGCCGCCAGGCUAUAGUGCCAGACUUUGAGGCUUUACAUCAGCAACGCCGUCUCUUCAUUGAGGCCAGAAUCGCCGAGGCCGCGGCCGCAGGAACCGCCAGUGACCUCUCGCAUCCAGGUGAUGACAGCCAAGCCCGAUCUGAUCACCUUGGAAGCGGUACUCAGUCUCGACGCCUGCAGUCCGGCUCGCCCUCGGCCAACGGUGGUCACUUUGGUUUCUUCGACAGUGGCGUCAACGACGACUCGAGCGUUCGUCAGAUUCAGAUCCAACGCGGUGUCCCCACUGACUUGGUGCCGGGCGACACCCAACACUACGCCCGAACCGCUGCAGCCCGAGGCUUUGUGGUUCCAGGCGGUCCCGAUGGCCUCCUUCGACAUCGCGGCACCCCCUCAGCUCCCAGCCAGUUCCGCAGUCAGGCUGGCAGCAUACACAGACAGGCAGUGAAGAUGACUGUCGAGGGAUCCGCCGGUGCCGGCAGUGGCGGAGUGCUGGGCGACGCUGAGAAUGUGUCGGCUACGGCGGCAAUCAGCGGUGACCUGCGCGGCGGGCCCAGGCACAUGCGUAUGGGCAGAGGCCUGCUGGAUGAGGAAGACGACGCACCCGAGGAUGACGAAGACAUGGAUAUGGGCGACGAGGACGAUGAUGAAGAUGAGGAUGAUGAUGACGAUGACAUGGAGGAUGUGCAGGAUGUUCUCAAACACUCACCUUAG
This is a messenger RNA of Spirometra erinaceieuropaei, 10049 nucleotides long. Lineage: Eukaryota; Metazoa; Platyhelminthes; Cestoda; Diphyllobothriidea; Diphyllobothriidae. The record is from the annotation of a GenBank genome assembly.